Porites lobata is the source of this 2574-nucleotide messenger RNA. The record is from the annotation of a GenBank genome assembly. NCBI's taxonomy places the organism in Eukaryota, Metazoa, Cnidaria, Anthozoa, Scleractinia, Poritidae.
AUUCCAGACAUCGAUGACUGCGCUCUUGGACCAUGCCAAAAUGGAGCUACUUGUGUGGAUGGCGUAAAUGACUACAAUUGCACCUGUGUCGUCGGAUAUACGGGAAAGAAUUGCAGCGUUGGUAAGAAUACUUUGUCAAUUACAUAACCUUAAAACAAAGAGAUUCAAUAUAAGAAAAUAAGACCAAUCAUUAAUCUCGAGAAUCUUUAACUUAAGAUAUAGAUGAUUGUGCUGAUAGACCUUGCCAAAAUGGAGCAACUUGUAUGGAUGGCGUAAAUGACUACAACUGCACCUGUGUCGUCGGAUAUACAGGAAAGAAUUGCAGCGUUGGUAAGAAAAUUUUGUAAAUUGCCAACCUAUAAUUAUAUUCUAUGUAUAACAGCAAAACGUAAUUCUAGAAACCUAUUCAAGAUAUAGAUAACUGUGCAGAUGGACCAUGCCAAAAUGGAGCCACAUGUACAGAUGGUGUGAAUGACUAUCGUUGCACCUGUGUCGCUGGAUUCAAGGGAAAGAAUUGUAGCAUUGGUAAGAAAAUAUUGAAAAUUUUGAACUUAUUAGAAAAAAGGCAAUUUAAUAUAUAGCACCAAAAUGAAAUUGCAGACAUCUUUUAUCCAAGAUAUAGAUGACUGUGCAGAUGGACCAUGCCAAAAUGGAGCCACAUGUACAGAUGGUGUGAAUGACUAUAGUUGCACCUGUGUCGCUGAAUUCAAGGGAAAGAAUUGUAGCGUUGGUAAGAAAAUAUUGAAAAUUUCGAACUUAUUCGAAAAAAGGGAAUUUGAUAUAUUGCACCAAAAUGAAAUUCCAGCAAUCUUUUAUAUAUCAAAGAUAUAGUUGACUGUGCAGAUGGACCAUGCCAAAAUGGAGCCACAUGCACAGAUGGUGUGAAUGACUAUAGUUGCACCUGUGUCGCUGGAUAUACGGGAAAGAAUUGCAGCGUUGGUAAGAAAAUUUUGUAAAUUGCCAACCUAUAAUUAUAUUCUAUGUAUAACAGCAAAACGUAAUUCUAGAAACCUAUUCAAGAUAUAGAUAACUGUGCAGAUGGACCAUGCCAAAAUGGAGCCACAUGUACAGAUGGUGUGAAUGACUAUAGUUGCACCUGUGUCGCUGGAUUCAAGGGAAAGAAUUGUAGCAUUGGUAAGAAAAUAUUGAAAAUUUUGAACUUAUUAGAAAAAAGGCAAUUUAAUAUAUAGCACCAAAAUGAAAUUGCAGACAUCUUUUAUCCAAGAUAUAGAUGACUGUGCAGAUGGACCAUGCCAAAAUGGAGCCACAUGUACAGAUGGUGUGAAUGACUAUAGUUGCACCUGUGUCGCUGAAUUCAAGGGAAAGAAUUGUAGCAUUGGUAAGAAAAUAUUGAAAAUUUCGAACUUAUUCGAAAAAAGGGAAUUUGAUAUAUUGCACCAAAAUGAAAUUCCAGCAAUCUUUUAUAUGUCAAAGAUAUAGUUGACUGUGCAGAUGGACCAUGCCAAAAUGGAGCCACAUGCACAGAUGGUGUGAAUGACUAUAGUUGCACCUGUGUCGCUGGAUAUACGGGAAAGAAUUUUAGCAUUGGUAACGAAAUAUUGAAAAUUUUGAACUUAUUCGAAAAAAGGCAAUUUAAUGUAUAGCACCAAAAUGAAAUUGCAGACAUCUUUUAUCCAAGAUAUAGAUGACUGUGCAGAUGGACCAUGCCAAAAUGGAGCCACUUGUAUGGAUGGUGUGAAUGAUUACAGUUGCACCUGUGUGGUUGGAUAUACGGGGAAGAAUUGCAGCAUUGGUAAGAAUAUUUUGUCAGCUGAAAAAUUGCAAACUGUAUAAUACAAAUUUGUAAUCUCAAGAAUCUUUGGUCCAAGAAACUGAUGAUUGUGCUCAAAGACCAUGCCAAAAUGGAGCUACUUGUAUGGAUGGUGUGGAUGAUUACAGUUGCACCUGUGUGGCUGGAUACACGGGAAAGAAUUGCAGCCUUGGUAAUAAUUAUAAUUCCUUGUCAACUGGAAUAAUUAAAAUUAACUCAAAAUGUGAUCAAAGUAAGACAAAACUUUAAUGACAAGAAACUCUUACUUAAGAUAUAGAUGAUUGCGCAUUGGGACCAUGCCAAAAUGGGGCAACUUGUACCGAUGCUGUGAAUCACUACAAUUGUUACUGUGUCACCGGAUACACAGGAAAGAACUGCAAUGUAGGUAGGAAUAUUUUGUCAUUUGGAAACUAAAAAAAUUUACUUACUUCAACGCAACAAAAAAUUAAUCUCAAGAUUUUUUAGUUCAAGAUACAAAUGAUUGUACCCAAAGCCCAUGCAAAAAUGGGGCCACUUGCACAGAUUGGGUAAAUGACUAUUAUUGCAGCUGUGUCGCCGGUUACACGGGGAAAAAUUGUACCGUUGGUAAGAAGGCUUGUAAAAUACACCUUAUUCAAAAUAAUACGAAACGGUUAAUUAAAUUUUUUUUUCCUCAAGAUAUAGACGAUUGUGCUAAUGGACCAUGUCAAAAUGGAGCAACUUGUACGGAUAAUGUAAAUGACUACACCUGCACAUGUUUCGCUGGUUACUCGGGGAAGAAUUGUACGGUUGUCAUUGCUGGUAAAAAAUACUUUGUCAUAUGA